CCUGUGGCCGACGUCAUCUGGAGGAGAUUUGCUUUCCUUUUCUCCAAAAGGGGAGAAAGUUGAAACUGAGUGGCCCACGAUGGGAAGAGGGGAAGCCCAGGGGUACAGGAGGCCUCUGGGUGAAGGCAGAGCCUAACAUGGGGUUCAAAGCAACCUUGGCCGUUGGCCUGACCAUCUUUGUGCUGUCUGUCGUCACUAUCAUCAUCUGCUUCACCUGCUCCUGCUGGUUUCUGUACAAGACGUGCCACUGACACGUCCCUCCAAGUGUGCCGCCCAGCUACCCUGGACCAAGCUACCAGGGCUACCACACCAUGCCGCCUCAGCCAGGGAUGCCAGCAGCACCCUACCCAAUGCAGUACCCAUCACCUUACCCGGCCCACCAGCCUCCUUACAACCCAGCCUACAUGGAUGCCCCCAAGGCACCCCUCUGAGCAUCCCCCAGCCUCUCUGGCUGCCACUUGGUUACGUUGUGUGUGUGUGAGUGGUGUGCAGGC
This is a messenger RNA of Mandrillus leucophaeus (drill), 494 nucleotides long. Its product is annotated as protein shisa-5-like. Lineage: Eukaryota; Metazoa; Chordata; Mammalia; Primates; Cercopithecidae. Gene Ontology annotation, cellular component: endoplasmic reticulum. The record is from RefSeq and is a predicted model, not a curated record. Gene Ontology annotation, biological process: positive regulation of canonical NF-kappaB signal transduction.